This is a messenger RNA of Trematomus bernacchii (emerald rockcod), 8360 nucleotides long. RefSeq names its product remodeling and spacing factor 1b, tandem duplicate 1 (gene rsf1b.1). Gene Ontology annotation, biological process: regulation of DNA-templated transcription. Lineage: Eukaryota; Metazoa; Chordata; Actinopteri; Perciformes; Nototheniidae. The coding region runs from base 34 to 5760 and encodes 1908 amino acids. The transcript has 16 exons. Gene Ontology annotation, cellular component: RSF complex. The record is from RefSeq and is a predicted model, not a curated record.
UAUUCCGGCUGGCUUCACACUGGUGUGGAAAAGAUGGCUGCUUCGGCGGCAACGGCGAGUUCUUCCCCCGGUUUGUGUCCAAAUUACGCCGUGAUUUGCUCUUUCCUGGAGCGCUACGGAGCUCUGUUGGACUUACCGGAGCUCACCUUCCCGCAGCUGGAGAGAUAUCUACGGGACACAUCCUCAGCUGAGGCCGUUCCAAAGCUGCUCGUUGAUCUUCACGUUAAGUUGCUGAGGAAAAUCGGCAAAUCUGUGUCAGCGGACAGAUGGGAGAAAUAUCUACUGAAGGUAUGUCAGGAGUUGAACCCAACGUGGGCAUGGGAGUUCGAGCAGAACGGAUACAAAGAUCUGUCGACAGAGUGCAAGACGGGGUUACUUAAAUAUUUGUGUGAGUGUCAGUUCGAUGACAAUGUUAAGUUCAAAACGGCCAUCAACGAGGAGGACCCGGAUAAGAUGCGCCUGCAGCCGAUCGGACGCGAUAAAGACGGUCAGAUGUACUGGUUCCAACUCGACCAGAGCGACAACGUGCGGCUGUACAUCGAGGAGCAGGACGACCUGGACGGAUCCUCCUGGAAGUGCAUCGUCAAAGACAGAAACGACCUGGCGGAGGUUGUUGCUCUUCUGAAAACACAGAUCGACCCCGCGCUGUUAAAAAGAGACGAGGAAAUUAAAGCUGCAGCUGAAGAGGGGAAAGAGAAAACAGACGGUGAAGUCAAAAAAAUCGAGGACUCUUCAGAUGAAGAUAUCAAAGACAAGGCUGCCGGUCAAGUCUCUCCGAAGACAGAGAAUAAUGAGAACGCAACAGAGAAUAAUGAGAAAGCAACAGAGAAAGACGACUUUAAAUCAGAAACGUCUCUGAAUGGCGUCAUCGAAGAAAAACCUGAAGCUGAGUUAAAUUCAGAAAAGCCCGCCUCGGAUCUCAGCAUCAUUACAAAAGUUGAGAAUAUCAAAGAGGAACCGAUGGAGGUGUCGGACACGAAAUCAAGCAACACGGCAACAAGUGAACCGGCCUCUGAGGUGCCUUGUUUAUCAGUGAAGGCAGAGAAAGGAGACGAGGCGAAGAAGACCGAGGAGAUUCAACAAGCUCUGAAGAACGACCAACAGGCUAAAAUCCCCCUGAAGAAAAGGGGAAUGAAGUUUAGCGAAGACUUUGAGAAACAUAGUGGGAUCAUAGUUCAAAACCCGUCUGUUUCUCAGCUCAAAGAAGCUCCCAAAGCCGACUCCAUUCUCGAUCAGAGCAAGAAAGCGCAGAGUGUAAACGAUCAUGUUAAUGGGGAAGUUGCGUCAGCGAAAAGCCAUUUGAGCGAGUCCCUAAAAGACGCCGCAUCCUGCUCUAAUCAUAAAGAGCAGGAACCAAUAAAAGCUACAAAAGACUCGUGUACAGAAGACAAAGCAUUGAAAGAAACUGAUAAAACAUUAGCGACUGGUGAGUCAGAGAAACACACGUCGAAAGAAGUUCAAUCAAAAGAUUUGGAGGAAAGAACAGCCAGUGUUGACGCAUCAAAGUCAAGUAAGGCUGAGGAAACCAAGACGAAGCCAACGGAAAGGAGUGAGGAUAAAGAAAAGGCGACUUGUGAAGCGAAUGUUGAGAAAUCGGAUAAAUCAGCGGAGAAAGAAAAGCAAGGGGUCAUUAAAACAUCAGACAAAGAUCAUGCAAAGAAAUCAGCUGAAUCGGAAAAGGCUGCAUCAACUUCAGUUGUGAAAAAUACAGAAAAACUCAAAGAAAGUGAUAAUGCGGAAAGUAAAGAAGCCACAAAAAGUCUUAAAAAGGCAGAAAUCAGUGACGAAUCAGAUACUGUGGAGUCUCCUGUUAUUAAAAAGCUUGACAAAUCGUGUAAACUUGGCGAAAAGCAAGAUGAAGACAAGAAGCAACAGAAAGCCUCUGAGACUGACACGGAAAAGCCUGAAGACGUGAAGAAAGCUGUCAACUGUGAAGACGUUCCGAUGCACGAUGUCUCCAAGAUAAGCGACUCCGUGGAGGUGGAAGCAGUGGCCGUAAAACCCGAUGUGACAAAGCCUCAGGAGGACGACAAAACUGAGAUUAACUCGGUUGCAUCUAAGGAGAAGAAAGGGGACACGUCUGCAUGGAAAGAUAAACCGUGCAGUGAUGUGGAGAAGAUUAACGUCCCUAAAGAAACUGAGAGAAUGGAUAAGGGAAAGAUGUCUGAAGAACAGGCUAAGAAAAUGGAGGCGGAGUGUCCGUCAUCAGGAAGUAAAAAGGAUGCAGACUUGGAAAAGAGAAAGGACACGGAGAUUAGAAAUAAAAAGGUCACGGAUUUGGAAAAGAUGACGGAAUCGGCACAGAAAAAGGACACAGACGAAGAAAUGAAAAUGGACACAGAUAUGGAAAAUAGAAAGGAAACUGGAAAGCAAAAAGACACAGAGUCCGAAAAUAAAAAGGACACCGACGUGGAAAAGAGAAAGGAGACAUACUUGGAAAAGAGAAAGGACACAGACUUGGAAAAGAGAAAGGACACAGACUUGGAAAAGAGAAAGGACACCAACUUGGAAAAGAGAAAGGACACAGACUUGGAAAAGAGAAAGGAGACAGACUUGGAAAAGAGAAAAGACACAGACUUGGAAAAGAGAAAGGAGACUGACACAGACAAGAAAAAGGACACAGACUUGGAAAAGAGAAAGGACACAGACUUGGAAAAGAGAAAAGACACAGACUUGGAAAAGAGAAAGGACACAGACUUGGAAAAGAGAAAAGACACAGACUUGGAAAAGAGAAAAAAGACUGACACAGACAAGAAAAAGGACACAGACUUGGAAAAGAGAAAGGACACAGACUUGGGAAAGAGAAAGGACACAGACUUGGAAAAGAGAAAGGAGAUAGACUUGGGGAAAAAAAAGGAUACAGACUUGGAAAAGAGAAAGGACACAGACUUGGAAAAGAGAAAGGACACAGACUUGGAAAAGAGAAAGGACACAGACUUGGAAAAGAGAAAGGAGACGGAAUCCGCAAAGAAAAUGGAGACAAACUUAGAAAAGAGAAAGGAGACUGACUUGGAAAAGAAAAAGGUCACAGACUUGGAAAAGAGAAAGGACACAGACUUGGAAAAGAAAAAGGAGACUGACACAGACAAGAAAAAGGACACAGACUUGGAAAACAGAAAGGACACGGACUUAGGAAAGAAAAAGGAGACGGACUUGGAAAAGAGAAAGGAGACUGACACAGACAAGAAAAAGGACACAGACUUGGAAAAGAGAAAGGAGACAGACUUGGAAAAGAAAAAGGAGACCGACUUGGAAAAGAGAAAGGAAACGGAAUCUGAAAAUAAAAAGGACACUGAAUUAAAGAAAAAGGAGACUGACACAGACAAGAAAAAGGACACGGACUUAGGAAAGAGAAAGGACACAGACUUGGAAAAGAGAAAGGACACAGACUUGGAAAAGAAAAAGGACACAGACUCGGGAAAGACACCGGAAACCGAAAAUAAAAAAGACAGCGAAUCCUCAACGGAAACGGAGAAAGCCAGCGACCCGAGCAAAGAACCGGAUACUGAAAAGCCGGCUGAGGAAGAAGGUAAAAGCGAUGAAGAUGACGAGGAGGCACCGAAAAAAGAGGUGGCGAACGGCAGAGGAACUCCGGCUUCACGACGAAGAUCGAAACGUCCGGCGCAUCGAAGGAAAGCCGUGCUGCAGAGAGCAGAGAGGCAGGAUUCAGAGUCGGAUACAAACACCGGGAUGUCUCUCCGAAGAUCUCCAAGGAUCUCAAGACCCACGUCUAAAGCGGUGGAGAUCCAGGAAAAGAAACCGGAGAAAUCUGCUCCACAGGCGGACAAGAGCGACGACGACGAAAAGGGCGAGAAAGCAAAAGACCAGGAAGAAGGAGAGGAGGAGGAGGAAGAGGAAGAGGAGAAAGCUGUUCAGAAGAAACCGAGGGAGAAGAAGCCCGAGCAGGAGGGUCAGACCAAACCUAAGGGGAGGAAGAGGCGGAGGGUCCGGUGGUCCAACACGAGAACGCGCCGUAAAAAGAAAGGCUCCGAAGACGAAGAGGAAAACAGCGAAGAGGAGUCGAGCGCCGAGGAGGACACUGAGGAAGAGGACGACAGCGACGAAGAUUACAAGGUGGAGCGACGCAAACGGAGACGCAAUCGAAACCGAGAGAGACGAGAAUCAGACACCUCGACCUCCUCAGACGACGAUUUACCUCCAAACGACGACCCCUGCAAACACUGCGGCCUCCCAAGCCAACCAGAGCUGAUCCUCCUGUGUGAUUCCUGUGACAGCGGAUACCACACGGCCUGUUUGAGACCGCCGCUCAUGAUCAUCCCCGAUGGAGAGUGGUUCUGUUCACCCUGUCAACACAAGCUGCUCUAUGAGAAGUUGGAGGAGCAGCUCCUGAACCUCGACGUUGCUCUGAAGAAGAAGGAACGAGCGGAGAGAAGGAAAGAGCGUCUCAUUUACGUUGGCAUCAGUCUUGAAAACAUCAUCACGCCCGGAGUAAGUACAGUGGAGGAGGAGAAGCCGGAGAUCAUCAUCAAAGAGAAGAAGGAGGCGAAGAAGAGUAAGAGCUGGGGACGAAGAUCUACCAGGACGAAGAAGUCCAUCAGCUACAGAUUUGAUGAAUUUGACGAGGCGAUCGAGGAGGCAAUCGAGGAAGACAUCAGAGAAGCGGAGGGCGGAGGAGCGGGUCGGGGGAAAGACAUGGCGAACAUCACGGGGCUCCGAGGGAAAGACAUGUCCGUCAUCCUGCAGGCGGACGAGGGGAAAGAGAACGGAGAAACGCCCCAACCCCCUGCUGGGCCGCGGAGGAAAAAACGCCGACGACUGAACGACCUCGACAGCGACAGCACCGUCGAGGAGGAGGAGAGCGAGGACGAGUUUCGCAUCAGUGAGAGCUCAGAGGAAGAGUUCGUGGCGUCAGAGAACGGCUCGGAGGCAGAAUCGGACUCUAGCAGCGGGAAAAAACGAACAUCGAAACGCAGGAAACCUCCGACUAAACGACGAAGAAGUGCCAGGAAACGAAGGAGACCGAAGGGAUACUCGGACGAUGAAGAGGAGGAGACGGACGAGGAAGAUGAAGACGAGAUGGCGACUGAGGGCUCGAGCGAGUACAGCGACAGCGAUCUGGACAUGAGUCGGCGGCGCUCUCGGAGGAGUAAGAAGGCUCAGGUGAACUACAGAGAGACGUCAGAGUCCGAGGCCUCGCAGGCGGAAACUAACCAGGCCAAAAUGAAACCCAGAGGACGCAUGAACAGCUCCAGCAGCGAGGCGAGUUCCUCCAAAGACUCGGAGGAGGAGUCGAAGGAGCCUCGGAGGAAGAGGAGAGGCGACUCUUCGUCGGAGGAGGAGAAAGGUUCAAAGCAGAAGCACCGGCGUAUCGCUCUGAAACGCAGACGAGCCUCCGAGGACGACGAGUCGGACGACGACUCUGACGCAUCGUCUUCAGAAGAGGAUCGACCCGUCCGGAAACGUGUGAACCGAAUCGACUCUGACGAUGACGAGGAGGAGGAAGAGGAGAAGAAGGAGGAGAAGGAGGAGAAGAAGGAGGAAGAGGAGAAACCGAAGGAGAAGAAAGCAGACGAGGAGACAAAGGGAACAGUGGACAGCACUCCAGUGGAUUUGCCGCCUACAAAUGGACAGAACGCGAUAAAAACCAUCGUCACGCCAACAGAGGCUCCAAAAAAUAUCACCGCGGGCGCCAUUGUCGCGCCGAACGGACAGGAAGUGGCGCCGCAGGAAGAAGACGAGGACGACCUGUUGGGAGUCACGGACCUCGUGGACUACGUCUGCAAUAGCGAAGAUUUGUAGAAAAGAAAAAAAGGUGUACUGUUUCAUUUUUUGUGGUAUUGUAUUUUUAUAUUUAACUUUAUUAUUCCCGCCAACACCAACAACACUUCCUCCUCUUCGUCCGCUUUUCAACAUCCGGACAUUUUUCUCUCCUGACUGUCACUGUGGGAUCAAACUGCAAAUAAGGGCACCGAACUUUUUAUUUUUUAAUAAUAAUGAUAAUCUGUUUUGACCCCCACGUCAUCCAGCUCCACUGCCUCUCAUUGCUCCGCUCGCAUCCUCACGGUUUUUUCAUUUCGUUGAAUCCAUGAUUUCUACAGAUUUUAUCUCCUGUUCUCUCGACGUCGACGUUGAUGGAAAAUUGGCACUGAAUUUGUUAAAUGUUGUAGGAAACAGAAUAUGCUAAACCACUGGGGCUUUUUAACGGUAUUAAAUAAGUCAUUCCACUAUUGAUUUUAAAGUUCUGGACAUUUGCUUCAAAAUUAAUCGUGGUUUUUGUUUUACAUCACAAGAAUAGUUUUCGACAUUUUGGGAAAAAUGUAAAACCUCAAAUGUCUGUUUGGCUAGUUAGCUUAGCACAAAUAUAUAUUUCAGAAUAAUCUAAUAUUGAUUUAUAAAUUUGUACAAUAAGAACAAGUUAAUAUCAAUAAUUAUAUGCAAAAAUAUAUUAGCAUUUAGUUUUAUGUUUCUACAAAAUAAACAGUGUAAAAACGUUGAUUUGCAGACAUAUCUUCCAAAAAAAUGCACGACUUUUUUACACGAUUUAUCGGAUAAAAUAAUAACAUGUUAAUUAUAAAGUUUUAGUUUCUGUUAAGGCAAAACUAGGCUAGCUGUUUCCCUCCGUUUCCAGUCAUUGUGCUAAGCUAGGCUAACCCACUGCAUUAAAAGCAUUAUAAUUCAAAUUCAGUUACAUAUAUAUAAAUAUCUAACUCGUGAAAUCAAAUAAGCAUAGUUCCCAAAAAGUCAAACUUUUGUUUCAAAUUAUUCUUGUUAAUUGUUGUAAAAGCUUUAAAUGAGACUAUUUAUUCUUACCGAACGACUUUAAGAAUAAGUAGUAGUAAAAACCAGGUUAGCUGUUUCCCUCCGUUUCCAGUCAUUGUGCUAAAAUAACCUAAGCUAACCCGCUGUAAUCUGACUUCCUGAAACCAGUCAGCAUAAUUCCCAAAAUGUCGAUUAUUGUGAACUAUUCUGGGGUGUUUUUUUUUCCUGUAAAAGCUUUAGAUAAGACUUUUUAUUCUUGUCGAAAACCUUCUAGACUAUGAAGUAGUCGUCCAACCCUUCUGUUGAAUCGUAGAGUAGCUUUUGUAUAACAUAUAUCAUGAUUUGAAUUCUGUGCGCUGCCAUCAGAAAAUGUCAAACUCGUCCCUCCUUAUCUUGAGCUAGUUAUUACACAUAAUGUUUUUUUUUAAUAAUGUAUGUUUUUGUAUAUCGAAACGUUCAUUUCUUGUUGUCUGAGCGAAUGUAGUGUCUUGUUGUUUUUGUACAAUGUCCUUCACAAAGGUUUAAAACCUGCAGACUUUUUAAAACACUAAGCUUAAGAAAAACAGCCCUUUUUCCACUUUUUUAUUUGAUCUUCUGGUCCUUAUUCUUCUCUUGGGUCUUCCUGUGUUUCCGUUCACAUCCUCCAUCGGUCGUCAUCUUGCAGACAUUUCAAUUCAAAUUUAAAAAAAAAGCUCAUUUCUUUUUGAUUGAUGGUCGGGAUGCAGUUUUAAAACGAGGGGAAAUGGACAGAAAAGCCAAUGACUUCACUGACCUCUGCUGGAACCAGUCUGUGUGUAUAUCUGUAGUUUCUUGCUGUAAAAUAUUUAGAGGCAUUUUUUUUAAUCAUGGAAAAUAUAUUGGGCAAUUCUUUGGGAUUGCAUGUUUCUAUUAGUUUUCUUUUUGUAGGGGAAGUAACUUUUGUUUUGUACCAGAAAAGCACGUUUUAAAGGAUCUGUUGAAGGACUUUUAAAGCAGAAAUAAUUCAGAAGUAAGCAUGCGCUGACCUACUAAAGGCAUGUUACACAAGCUUUGGGUGGAGAGGAGGGAUUAUAGGGAAUAAUCUAGGACGCCGAAAUCUGAUUUUAACCGCGGAAACGGAGCGUGUUUGUAAAAUAUUUUGUAAAUUAGUCUCAGCAUGGUCUUCACAGAGGAAAAACCACUCUAUUUAUCAUACCGUUUUGAUACCAGCGGCCAAAAAAACAUGACUUUCCCCAGACAGAAAACACAUAUACACAAAUAUUUAGCUUCUAGAUUUAGCUGGACAGAGUAUAGAAAAUGUAAAAAAGUGUCAAAGGAAAUGUCUCUACUGUGUUCUGUACGUAACCCCGUUUUGAAAGAAGCCUCCACAGAGAAAAAGGAGUGUUCAUAAUAAUAAUGAUGUAUCUCACGGUUAUAAAAUAACCUGUAGCAAGACCUGCAUCGGAGCGAGAUGAAUAAUAAAAGUCUGGGAUUAAAGAGGGUGCCAAUGACUGAAGUGUUAACGGAGUUCACUAUUUACCUCAUGAUGAAUCUGGGAGGAAAGUGUUAGACGCUCGUAGACGCUGGUUGGUGUUUGUCUGCUCCUUUUUGUUAAUUUUACUGUUAUUUCAUAUGAAUCUGAUCUUGUACAUUUGUCAUAAUAAAAUGGGUUUCGAGCCUCA